Phyllotreta striolata is the source of this 1926-nucleotide messenger RNA. Lineage: Eukaryota; Metazoa; Arthropoda; Insecta; Coleoptera; Chrysomelidae. The record is from the annotation of a GenBank genome assembly.
GCAGCAGGUGCGAGAUUUUGUAACAAGCAACUCUAGUAUUGACCGUGGAACGUUUGGUCUCGACGUCGACCGGCGCUGGCGUCGACUGGCGUCGGUCGGCGUCGUUCCAGUUGGCGUUCGCCGCGAGUGAGGGGAUGUCUUUGUUCGAAAGUGCCGCUAAAAUCGAGGAAAAUUGAUUAUAUGUGAGCCGGUGAAUAUGGUAUAGCCGGCAAGGUGGGUGGACGAGAGUAUGGCCAGAGUGCGGAUGUUCAGAUGGACAUGGAUUUGUUUUUGGGCUGCGAUAGCUGGACUAUGCGCUCUGGCCCCAACCGAGGGUCAACAACAAUGUCCUCCGCUUGGGGAAAUAUCGCCGUGUUCCUGCACGGUAAAGAAAAACGGUCUGGAUAUUCUUUGCGAGUUUACCGACCAGCAGCACAUAAUCGACGCCAUGGGAAAACUCAAGGGGAAAACUCUGACCAUUUUCUAUUUAAAGUUAAGACAUAACAAUCUUAGGAAAUUGACCGGUUUCAUUUUCCUCGGUUUGGACAUCAGACACCUUACAAUACACAACAGCAGUUUGUCAGUCGUCGAAGAGGCCUCGCUUAGUUCCAUUGGCAAAAUGUUAACUCAAUUGGAUGUAUCUCAAAACAACUUAAUCCAAGUUCCAUCGCAAGCUAUAAGAAACCUCAACCAGCUGUUGAUUUUAAAUCUGAACCACAACAAAGUAACCAGCCUGCACAGCAAAGCAUUUCAAGGUUUAGACACCUUAGAAAUACUUACUUUGUACGAGAAUAAGAUCACCAACAUCGAAACCGACGCUUUUGUUGGUCUAGAAAAGAAAUUGAAGAGGCUUAAUCUUGGGGGAAACGGGUUAACAAAAAUCCCACAAAAAUCACUCGCUAUUCUGGAUAUGUUGAAGAAACUCGAAAUGCAAGAAAAUAGAAUUAGCGACAUCCAAGAAGGCGAUUUCGAAGGUUUGAAAAACCUGGAUUCAUUGGGAUUAGCGCACAACAAAUUGCGAAAAGUGCCGGCGAAAGUUUUUUCUCAUCUGACGGUAUUGAAUUCGCUUGAAUUGGACGGAAAUAACAUCGACACCAUAGAUUCCGAGGCUUUUGUCGGAUUGGAAGAGAAUCUCCAGUAUCUUCGUCUCGGCGAUAACAAUAUUCACACAAUUCCAACGGACGCCCUAAAAGGACUGCACCGCCUGCGUCACUUGGAUUUGAGGUCGAAUAAUAUUUCUUACAUCGCCGAAGACGCCUUCGCUGGAUAUGGGGAUUCAAUAACAUUCCUCAACUUGCAAAAAAACGAUAUAAGAACAUUGACAGGAGUAGUGUUUGAAAAUUUAAAUUCUUUGGAAACACUAAACCUGCAGAACAACAAGCUAAUGCACAUUUCAGAAGACGUGAUAGAACCUGUUUUAGACACACUUAAAGUAAUCGAUAUAGUGGACAACCCCUUGCUGUGCGAAUGUGAUCUGCAGUGGUAUAAAAAUUGGCUGCGCAACCUGAGGGACAAAGACGACGAUCUGAUGCAGAAGAAGCGCGCAGUGUGCAUCAUGCAGCAGGAGCACAGGGAGUACAGUUUGCAGAGUCUGCCGCUGGAGAAGAUGAAUUGCAUCAUCAAGGAUUAUGGCCUCGUCAAUGCGGGGCGCGGAGAAAUUUGCCGGCCGAUCGGGUUUUUAGCCACUACAGGCACCGUUCUGUACGUCACAGUAAUGCUCUUUUAGAAUAUUAUAAGCCUUUAAAAGUGUUGUAGUGUUUUGAAAACUUUGUUAAAUUGUUUCGUUCUUUCGAAAAGAACACAAGAAAAUUUAGAUAGAUAUUAAAAUAAUGUAAGUAAUUGUUUGACGAUCGAAUUGUGGUGGUUUUUAUUGGUAAUAUAUUUAUUCUUUUUAUUAUCCAAUAAAAUGUAAUGUUUUCAUAUUUGUUCUGUAAAUUUCGACAUGCC